AGGCAAGCCAUCACAAAUCUUUGGGCUUCGUCGGACGCAUGCUGCCCGAGUACUGCGGCGCAGUCGACUGCUUCCCAGUCGUUGCCAACGACGGCGCGUCGCUCGCCUUCCUCCUCGUGAGCAUGUACUCGAUGCACGUCUGCCUCCACACGCCAAUGAGCGUCUACAUGGAGCAGCCCUGCUUGCCGGCCAAGUACCUUCUCGCGGUGCUCCUCGUGACAUUGCACUUGUCGUUUCUCGUUGUCAAGUACCUUGGCGGCCAUGCAGUGACGCCGGCCGAGAUGUUUGGCACGACCACGCGCUGCGUGGCCUACCUCUUUUACGCUGCGAUUCUGACCGAGCACCCGUACCGCGACCUGCCAUUGCUCCGAGCGGCCUUCUUCGCAAUGGCGAUCCUCGGCUUUUGGCAGUGCCAGCAGCUGCUGCAACAGCAUCCGCCAGACGAAGCGUGGAAGCUCGGGCUGCACGGCGGCACGAUCUUUCUUAGCGGCCUUGCGCUACUGCCCGCGACGCUCCUCCAGCCGAGCGACAGUCCAUUUGACAAGGCGAAUUGGUUUUCCCGCCUCACAUUUGCGUACGUGGCACCGCUCAUGGGCGUCGCAUCCUUUGAGGCAGCCGACAUUCCGGCCCUUCCCGUCGCCGACGCUACGCCGACCGCAAGCCGACGCUUUGUCUCGGCCUACGAAACGGAGAAGCAGGCGCCAACGUCGCCGUCGCUCUUGCGUCUGCUCUGGCGCUUGCACGGCCGCGACAUUGGUGGCUUCUUUCUCUGGUCGAUCGGCAACACAGUCCUCGAUAUGAUGACGCCGCUCUUGACCAAAAGUAUCCUCGAGUGGUCGAGCCGUCCAGCGCCAUCGCCGUCGACCGGGUAUCUCCUCGCGUCGGCCUUGGUCCUACAAGCUCUCUUGCGCACCGUGUCGCGGUCCCAGUACUCGCUGAGCAAAGACCGGUUCAACAUUCGGUUUACGUCGGGCUUGCAAGCCGGUAUUUAUGCGCGCGUGCUCACGCUCGGGCCGAGCGACGGCGACGUCAUUGGCCACGUGACCAACUACGUGACGAUGGACGUGCCCGUCAUUGUGCGCCUGCCUGGCUCGCUCUUUGACGUGGCGCUACUGCCCAUGCAGAUUGCCAUGGCGCUCGUUGUCUUGGGCGACGAGGUCUCGUUCGCGUUUCUCGGGGGGCUUGUCCUGCUCGGCGCCAUGCUGCCGCUGCAAGUCUACUUGGCGCAUCUCGUCCAGCGCGUCAAGGCGCGGCUGCUUGCGGUGCGCGACGACCGACUGCGGCUCAGCGUGAGCACGCUGGCGGGGAUUCGCACGCUCAAGAGCUUUGGCUGGACGCGCUACUUUACAGAGCAGCUCGACGCUGUCCGGGCGCUGGAGCUCCAAGCGUUGCGGCUGCGGCAGAUCAUCACGGCGUUUUGCGACGUGCUCUCGAGUGCUGCGCCGCUCAUGAUCCAAACCGGCGUCUUUGUCGUCAUUGUGUACACGGGCCAGACGAUCACGGCAGCGCGCGCCUACACCAUCAUCUCGCUUCUGCAGCAGCUUGUGGGGCCGAUCACGGGUCUGCCGUGGAUUGCGCGCAGCAUUGGUGAGGCGUAUGUCUCGUUCAUGCGUCUCUCAACGUUCCUCUUGGCUCCGUCGUCAUCUGCAUGCGACGGUACGGUCGUCACGCGCUAUGACCAUUGCACGUUUGGCUGGUCACCCGAGGUGAACAGCAACGAGGAGCUGGUGGCGCCCUUGCUUGGCAAAGGUCCGUUCCGCCUGCACCUCUCGGCGUUGACGCUGACACCUGGUGCCAAUGUGGUCGUGGGCGGUCGCAGUGGGGCGGGCAAGUCGUCGCUGCUGCUCGCUCUCCUUGGCGACAUGCCCUGUGUGCACGGCGCGGCCGGUCGCGUCGCACACUCGGUGGCGUAUGCGCCGCAGACGCCGUGGAUGGUACCUGGCUCGCUCCAGUACAACGUGACGCUCGAGAGCGAUUGGGACCCAACGUUGUACGCGCGCGUGACAGCGGUGUGUCGCCUGGACGGGCUGCCAAUGACGCUGCUCGUGAGCGAAGACGGCGCCAAUCUGAGCGGCGGGCAGCGCGCGCGCGUUGGCCUCGCACGCGCCUUGUACCAGCGCGCGGGCGUGUAUUUGUUGGACGACUGCUGGAGCGGCCUCGACACCCGCACCGCCAGAGGUAUUUUAGCCGAGCUACGCACUGUGCUGCCGCCGUCGGCCACGCUCGUGCUCUCGACCCACGCGCUUGACCUCGUGCGCGUCUUGGCGCCGACGAUCUUCGUGCUGGACGACGGCGCUGUCGUCGAACGCGGCGCCUACGAUGUCUUGCGCGCCACGCCCGGGUCCCGUCUCAAUGCGCUUCUCGCCGAUGCCACGCAGAUGCACGAGCCCGCUGUCGUGUCGGCACCGUCCACACCACCUUGUGAGCGCGGCGGUGUCGACGCUGUGCCCGAAGAAGGCCGUGAAUCGGGUAUUGUGGCGCUCGAGGUGUGGCACGCGUAUGCCGCGGCGAUGGGCUAUGGCACGGCGCUGGCGUGGCCGCUCACCAACGUGAGUCUCCAGCUGCUGCAGAACGGGAUGGACUAUUGGACGGCGCAGUACACGACGUACCACGCGACGUCACCAACUGUCUUUGCGCGCGGCCUCAUUGCGCUCACGUUGGGGACGCUGCUCAUGACGACAGCGCACAUUAGCGUGGUCGUGUAUGGCAGUCUCCGCGCGGCCAAGAAUCUCUACAACCGCAUGACGCACCAGCUUUUGCGCACGUCGUUGGGCUUUUACGAGACGACGCCGAUUGGGCGGAUCCUCAACCGGCUCGGCGAUGACACGUCGACUGUCGACACGAUGAUUCCGAUGGCCCUGGAUUUCCUCGUGCUGGAAGUCAUUUCGAUCACGGGGUCGAUCGUCGUGCUCUACUUCACCAACGUCUACGUCCUUCUGCUCCUUCUGCCGCUGAGUGCCGUGUACCUCUAUUUGCAGGCGCGCUACCGGCCACCGGCCCGCGACCUCUCGCGGCUCAACCAUGUGGUCCAGUCGCCCCUCAUGAUGCACUUGAAAGCGACGCUCAACGGCCUCAGCGUCCUUCGCGGGCGCGGCUCGGCCGUUGCGUGGCAAGCCCAGUUUGAAGCGCACUUGUGUCUCUUCCAGCGCGUCUCGCUGGCGCAGUCGCUCACACUUGGCUGGCUCGCGAUCCGACUGGACGCGCUCGGUAUUUUGGUCGCCGGCUUUGUGGGCUUCUCGGCCGCGAUGGCGGCCGCCCGCGGCCACCCGAUGCCGUCGGCGUACUUGGGGCUUACGCUCAUGUACGCGCUGCCGAUUAUCCGCAAGCUCAAGCUCGGGCUCGAGGCGUUUGUGUGGGCCGAGCAGGCGAUGGUGUCGGUCGAGCGGCUCCGCGAAUACGGUGCACUCCCCGACGAAGGUGCUGGCUGUGGACGAGACGAGCCCGAUGGCGACGCUGACUGGAUCACGACUGGUGCGAUCGAGUUGGUGCAGGUGAGCUUGCCGCGCGGUCGUCUGGCCAACAUCUCGGCGGCGAUCGGGGCGCGCGAGAAGGUUGGGAUUUGCGGGCCGUCGGGUGCCGGCAAGAGCUCGCUCCUCAACUGCUUCUUCCGCGCAGUCGACUUUUCCGGUCGCAUUCUUAUUGACGGCCAAGACAUUGCGGCUCUGUCGCUGACGCAGCUGCGCGGCGCGCUGGCGUACGUGCCGCAGACCACGGUGCUCUUCGCGACCUCUCUGCGCAAGAAUCUGGAUCCGCUCGAUCAGUACGACGACGACCGCCUGUGGGCCGCGCUGCACUCGUGCGGCCUGCGCUCGCUCGUGCAAAGCUUUCCGCUGCAGCUCGAGCAGCUCGUUGAUGGCAGCGUGCUCAGCCAAGGCCAAACGCAGCUGCUUGGCAUUGGUCGUGCAGUGCUCAAGGCCGCCAAGAUUGUGUGCAUUGACGAAGCGACGGCCAGCGUCGACCAUGAGACGAACCGCCGGCUUCGCGAGCUCAUGGCCGAUGCAUUUUCGGGCGCGACGGUGCUGACGGUCGCGCACCGGUUGGCCACGAUCGCUGCCAGCGACCGGGUCCUUGUGCUCGAGCACGGCCGCGUCGUUGCUUUUGAUACGCCGACCACCUUGCUGCAGGACGCCCGCGGGUAUUUUGCGUCCAUGGUUUGAGCCAAGAAGAGGGUUAGGUACCGUGGCGGUUAGGGUACCGUGGCGGUUAGGGUACCG
Saprolegnia diclina VS20 is the source of this 4214-nucleotide messenger RNA. RefSeq lists its product as hypothetical. The transcript is spliced from 9 exons. Bases 39 to 4157 code for a protein of 1372 amino acids. Gene Ontology annotation, molecular function: ATP hydrolysis activity; ATP binding; ABC-type transporter activity. Gene Ontology annotation, cellular component: membrane. Gene Ontology annotation, biological process: transmembrane transport. The record is from RefSeq and is a predicted model, not a curated record. Lineage: Eukaryota; Oomycota; Saprolegniomycetes; Saprolegniales; Saprolegniaceae.